AUGCACCAUAAUCAUUUAUCUCUCAAGCAGCAGUACCAUUCCAACAAUGGCAGCAUGCACCGGAAUCAUUUGCCUCUCAAGCAGCUGGACCAUUCCAACAACUGCAGCAUGCACCAGAAUCAUUUACCUCUCAAGCAGCAGUACAAUUCCAGCAAUUGCAGCAUGCACCAUAAUCAUUUACCUCUCAUACAGCAGUAUCAUUCCAACAACUGCAGCAUGCACCAGAAUCAUUUGCCUCUCAAGCAGCAGUUCCAUUCCAACAACUGCAGCAUGCACCAUAAUCAUUUACCUCUCAAGCAGCAGUACCAUCCCAACAACCGCAGUAUGCACCAGAAUCAUUUACUUGUCAAGCAGCAGUACCAUUCCAACUGCAGUAUGCACUGCAAUCAUUUACCUUUCAAGCAGCAGUACCAUUCCAACAACUGCAGCAUGCACCAUAAUCAUUUACCUCUCAAGCAGCAGCACCAUCCCAACAACUGCAGCAUGCACUGUAAUCAUUUACCUCUCAAGCAGCAGUACCAUUCCAACAACUGCAGCAUGCACUGUAAUCAUUUACCUCUCAAGCAGCAGUAUCAUUCCAACAACUGCAGCAUGCACCAGAAUCAUUUGCCUCUCAAGCAGCAGUUCCAUUCCAACAACUGCAGCAUGCACCAUAAUCAUUUACCUUUCAAGCAGCAGUACCAUCCCAACAACCACAGUAUGCACCAGAAUCAUUUACUUGUCAAGCAGCAGUACCAUUCCAACUGCAGUAUGCACUGCAAUCAUUUACCUUUCAAGCAGCAGUACCAUUCCAACAACUGCAGCAUGCACCAUAAUCAUUUACCUCUCAAGCAGUAG
This is a messenger RNA of Protopterus annectens (West African lungfish), 837 nucleotides long. RefSeq names its product histidine-rich glycoprotein-like. The record is from RefSeq and is a predicted model, not a curated record. Lineage: Eukaryota; Metazoa; Chordata; Ceratodontiformes; Protopteridae. The coding region runs from base 1 to 837 and encodes 278 amino acids. The transcript has a single exon.